Molecule: messenger RNA, 765 nt
Organism: Pieris macdunnoughi
Lineage: Eukaryota; Metazoa; Arthropoda; Insecta; Lepidoptera; Pieridae
Source: the annotation of a GenBank genome assembly
AUGCUAUCGCGAUUAAUCAGACAAAUUUUGUUUGUCCUUCUGCAUUUAGUUGUGAGUGUACUUGUUGCUAUUCAAAAUGUUUAUCACCGGUUCUGUGUUAAAAUGUCAAAUUUACCCAAAAAUCAGACUGUGAACAAUGAAGUGAUGACUGUAUUGGGGCAUGUGCCUUUAAUAACGAAGGAGCUAAAGCAUUUAGUAGUAUUGGUCGAUACUGAUCAUCAUACCCUCACUGACCUGGCUCGUGUAGUUAUCUGGAGUCUCGUCUUUGGGAUAUCUUAUGUCAGUUUUCAUGAUAUAACAGGCAAAUUGCAGAAAGAUGAAGAAAAUUUAUUUGUUGAAGUUGAAAAGCAGAAGAAAGGUAUACCAGGCUGCAUUAAAUGGUUUGAUAAGCCCAAUUUAAAUGGGUAUACAAAUGGUAUUCAAGCAAAUACAAUUUCUGUGAAUAUAUUAUCUUACAAUGAUGGGAGACCAAAAAUUACCAAGUGUUUGCAACAAAUAUCUCAAGAUAAUACUUUGUGUAUUAGAAGCUCUGAUGAGUUUACUUCACAAGAGUUAGACCGGACAUUAAAAACCAUAUAUCCUUCAAUUCCUGAUCCAAACUUGGUCCUCUAUUCGGGCCCUUUAUGUUGUGCAUAUGGUCUUUUACCAUGGCAUAUAAGAUUAACGGAAUUUAUACAAAUUUCUAUUGACCAUAGCAUAAAUGUGAAUAACUACUUAGGUGCUUUGUAUAAGUAUAAUAAAUGUGAUCUUAGAUUUGGUAAAUAA